AUGCCCCUAAAACCCAUCAAACGAGGGUAUAAAGUCUGGGUUCGAUCUGACGAGAAUGGAUACGUCUGCCAGUUUCAGAUAUAUGUUGGAAAAAUUAAUAAUCAACCUGAAAAAGACUUGGGCCAAAGGGUUAUUUUAGAUUUGACGCGAGAUUUGGUAGGGAAAGGUUAUCACGUUUUCUUUGACAACUUUUUCAACUCUGUGUCAUUACAGAAGACACUUCAAGCAGAAUUUACUUAUGCAUGCGGCACAGUUAGGGCUAACCGAAAAGAUGUCCCAAAUGACUUACAAUCUGACAAAGAAUUACAGACCCGAGGACAAUCUGACUGCAGGGUUAGCAAAGAUGGACUGGCAUUUAUAAAGUCGAGGGACCGAAAAAUAGUUCACUUUUUGGGAAAUCAUCAGAAUCCUUCAACAGAAGCGACUGUUGCCCGAAAGCAGAAAGACGGAAACUCACAAGUCAUAGCCUGCCCAAUGAUGGUCAAGGAAUAUAACCAACAUAUGGGCUAUGUUGAUAAAACAGAUAUGUUGAAAUCUGUUUAUGAGAUUGACCGCAAAUCUAAGAAAUGGUGGCACUGA
Messenger RNA from Anoplophora glabripennis (Asian longhorned beetle), 579 nucleotides. Its product is annotated as piggyBac transposable element-derived protein 4-like. The transcript has a single exon. The record is from RefSeq and is a predicted model, not a curated record. Bases 1 to 579 code for a protein of 192 amino acids. NCBI's taxonomy places the organism in Eukaryota, Metazoa, Arthropoda, Insecta, Coleoptera, Cerambycidae.